Molecule: messenger RNA, 1137 nt
Organism: Dioszegia hungarica
Lineage: Eukaryota; Fungi; Basidiomycota; Tremellomycetes; Tremellales; Bulleribasidiaceae
Product: major facilitator superfamily domain-containing protein
Exons: 5
Biological process (GO): transmembrane transport
Cellular component (GO): fungal-type vacuole membrane
Molecular function (GO): transmembrane transporter activity
Source: RefSeq, a predicted model, not a curated record
GGGAUGACCAACUCUUUCGGCGUCUUUCAAGAAUACUACACCACCACUCACCCACCUACGAUCUCUUCCGGCGCAACUGCCAUCUCCUGGAUCGGCACCAUCCAAUUCUGGCUUUGUCCUUUACUAGGCUGCAUCUCCGGGCCCCUCUUUGACGCCGGCUACCUCAAGUCCCUCGUCGGUGUCGGGGGCGCCCUCUACGUCUUCUCACUCAUGAUGACCUCCCUCGCCAAGGAAUACUAUCAAUUCCUUCUCGCUCACGGGUUCGGCGUGGGUAUCGGUAUGGGCCUGAUCUUCAGCCCGAGCGUAUCGACGCUAUCGCAUCAUUUUGGGCGGAGUAGGUGGCGGACAUUGGCGUACGGGUGUCAGGCGACAGGGAGCAGUCUGGCGGGGAUCAUCGUGCCGGUACUGCUCAGGCAGCUGUUCCCGGCUGUUGGGUUUGCCUGGGCAAUGCGGAUAUUGGGAUUCAUUGUCCUUGUCAUCGUGACCUGCGCGUUCUUCUUCCUCUCGCGAGUGCAUCCUCCCCGGAAGGAGCUGGCUCUGUUGAGUCCGUCUGUCUUCCGUAACAAGGCAUACACUGUCUACGUCAUGGGAGCAGGACUAGGCUCACUUGCUAUCUUCUACGCGUAUGUCCUCGGCCCUCACAACAUUCGUCAGGUCUUGCGUCAAGUAGCAGCUGACACCAACAGUGUGGCUAUCGGGAACGGCUGCUCCAUUUUUGGUCGUAUCAUACCCCUCAUCAUCGCCCAAAAAGUCGGCACCAUCAACAUGUUCACCCUCUUCGCUCUGAUAAGCGGAACGAUGCUGUUCCUAUGGACGACAGCGAGGACUGUAGAGGGCUUCCUGAUAUACGAAGCCUUCUAUGGUGUCGCCAGCGGCGCAUACGCCGCAUCCCUCAAUCCGGGCGCAGCCUCCUUUGCCCCAGAGCCAAAUCAGUCCGGCCUAUACCUCGGGAUGUGUUUCUUCACGACCGCAUGGUUCUGGCUGCCUGGCACGCCUGCAACUGCCGCCUUGAUACAGGGCAAGACGGACUAUCUGCCCGCCUCGAUAUUCUGCGGAUGUGCGGUAUUGGGAGGAGGGAUGAUUUUGAUAGGGGCGAGAUUUAUGCGUGCGAAGCAACUGGGGAGUAAGUGGGUGUAG